Molecule: messenger RNA, 673 nt
Organism: Aaosphaeria arxii CBS 175.79
Lineage: Eukaryota; Fungi; Ascomycota; Dothideomycetes; Pleosporales
Exons: 2
Coding region: 63-260 (65 amino acids)
Source: RefSeq, a predicted model, not a curated record
CUUGAAUACUUGAAGAAAUACCCAUCUGUAUCUCCAUCGUUCUCUUCGUCUCCUCCAUCUGCAUGUUGCAAAUCAUCAACCCCAUCCCUGUGCCCAUCCCAUCCCCACCGGACAGUGGAGUGGACACCCAGCAACCCCUCGUAUCUGCCCUUCCGCCCAUUCUAGGCCCCCAUCACCAGCCACAACCUCCCGCUCCAGCUCCAUCCAGCCUGUUCCAGUCCAUCAUCAACCUCUUGUACGGAGUACUCCCUCACACCUAAUCAAGCACUCUACCUAAUUCCUUUUCCCCCUUGAUGAGUUGACUGUCAGGCAUCGCUUACUCCGGAGCACAGAGUUUUACAAUGUCUAAUUCAAAAGAUCAACUCAUGGUAUUCAAUCGUCGUGGAGUACUACUCAUCUAGGUCUUUAUCUAUCGCCCAUCAGGUACCUAGGUAGACAAUGGUGAUAACAUACCAGGUAUCUAAGCAAGCACUGGAGGCACCUAGGUACUUGGGUAGGUACGUAUGGAGCAUCUUGUACCUGCACCUAUACCUUUGGACAAGAUAACAAGCCUCCUUCUCUUUCCCCUCUCUUGCCUUGCUGCGAGGGACAACCCAUCUCUUGUCUACUGAAUAUCUUCAUAGAGAAAUACAUCAUCUCUCAUUGAUACUAUGAGGAUGACGAUGGAAUACGU